AAGCAAGGGAGAACGGAAUGGCGUGUGUAAGUUGAUCGUCGCAAGCAGUAGGUCUACAAACGAAGUAUACGAAAACAUUUUUCGCCAUGCAAUUCUGGUGAAUAGACUGAAACACUUUAAGUCAGUGUCUAGUUCUUGGCUUUAGGGUCACUUCAAGUAUCACCAUGAGUGUCGACACGUACGGUCCGAGCUCACAAACGCUCACGUUUUUAGAAACAGAAGAUGGGACCGACCUUCUGGGUGCAGACACUCAAGGAUCCGAGUUUGAAUUUACUGACUUCACUCUUCCGUCUCAAACACAGUCACAAACCCAGGCGUCUCAGAUCGAACUCCAAAGUCAAAGUCAGAUAAAUGGACCAGACCAGCUGGUACACAAUGGAAUUGACCUUUCCAUCAAGGCCAUCAACCAGGGAAUGGGUGAGCUUAACUUCGAAGAAGAGGAGGAGGACCAGUUCUAUAUGAAGGAUUUGCCCAAACAUGCGUGCGCCUACUGCGGCAUCCAUGACCCAGCAUGUGUUGUGUACUGUAAUACUUCCAAGAAAUGGUUCUGCAAUGGUCGUGGCAAUACUUCAGGGAGCCAUAUCAUCAACCAUCUGGUGCGGGCCAAGGCUAAGGAGGUGACACUGCACAAGGACGGCCCUUUGGGAGAGACUGUGCUUGAAUGUUACAACUGUGGAUGUCGCAAUGUCUUCCUACUGGGCUUUAUCCCUGCAAAGGCAGACACAGUGGUUGUGCUUCUGUGUCGUCACCCAUGCGCCAACUUGUCCAGCUUGAAAGAUAUGAAUUGGGAUCCAAGUCAGUGGCAACCACUCAUACAAGACCGGCAGUUUUUGUCAUGGCUGGUGAAGGUGCCCAGUGACCAAGACCAGAUGCGUAGUCGACAGAUCAGUGCUCAGCAGAUAAAUAAACUAGAAGAGCUCUGGAAGGAAAACCCAGAUGCCAAGUUAGAGGACCUGGAGAAACCAGGUGUUGACGAAGAACCCCAGCAAGUCUUGCUCAGGUAUGAUGAUGCAUACCAAUACCAAAACAUCUUUGGCCCCCUUGUGAAAUUGGAGGCUGAUUAUGACAAGAAACUUAAAGAAUCACAGACUCAGGAUAACAUGGUCGUUCGCUGGGAUGUUGGCCUCAACAAAAAGCGCAUUGCAUACUUUCAUCUGCCCAAGGCAAAUGAUGAGAUGAAACUGAUGCAUGGAGAUGAGCUAAGGAUCCGUUACGUAGGGGAACUUCACAAGCCAUGGUCAGGUGUUGGUCAUGUCAUCAAGAUCCCAGACAACUACAGUGAUGAGGUGGCCAUUGAGCUGAAGAGCAAUGCUGGUGUACCUGUUGAAUGUACCCAUAACUUCGUCGUUGAUUUUGUGUGGAAAUCCACCUCCUUUGACAGGAUGCAGGCAGCCAUGAAGACCUUUGCUGUGGACGAAACAUCAGUGUGGGGCUACAUCUACCAUAAACUGCUGGGUCAUGAGGUUGAGGAUGUUGUGUUAAAAUGCUCCCUGCCUAAACGCUUCUCAGCACCUGGUCUCCCAGAGUUGAAUCAUUCUCAGGUGUAUGCUGUCAAAACAGUCCUGCAGCGCCCAUUGAGCCUCAUACAGGGACCUCCAGGAACUGGGAAGACCGUUACGUCUGCUACCAUUGUUUACCACCUGGUGAAACAGAAUAAUGGUCCUGUGCUUGUCUGCGCCCCCUCCAACAUUGCUGUGGACCAGCUUACUGAGAAGAUCCACAAAACAGGCCUGAAGGUGGUGAGGCUUUGUGCUAAGAGCCGCGAGGCAAUAGACUCCCCAGUGUCUUUCCUGGCAUUGCACAACCAAAUCCGUAGCAUGGACAGUGUUCCUGAGCUGUCAAAGCUGCAGCAGCUGAAAGAUGAGACUGGAGAGUUAUCAUCCACAGAUGAAAAGCGUUACCGCGCCUUAAAGAAGCAGUGUGAAAAAGAGCUGCUGCAGGCAGCUGAUGUUAUCUGCUGCACUUGUGUAGGAGCAGGGGAUCCUCGCCUUGCCAAAAUGCAGUUCCGCUCUGUGCUUAUCGAUGAAAGUACACAGGCAACCGAACCUGAGUGUAUGAUUCCUGUCGUUCUUGGGUGUCGCCAGCUAAUCCUGGUGGGUGACCAUUGUCAGCUGGGCCCAGUAGUAAUGUGCAAGAAAGCAGCGAGGGCUGGAUUGUCUCAGUCACUGUUUGAACGUCUGGUGGUGCUGGGUAUUCGUCCCAUUCGCCUACAGGUGCAAUACCGCAUGCAUCCGGCACUGUCUGCCUUCCCAUCCAACAUCUUUUAUGAGGGCUCACUUCAAAAUGGAGUCACUGCAGCUGAACGUUUACGCAAAAAUCUGGAUUUUCCUUGGCCACAACCGGACAAGCCAAUGUUCUUCUACUGCACAAACGGGCAGGAAGAAAUAGCCAGCUCUGGAACCUCCUAUCUGAACAGGACAGAGGCAGCCAACACAGAAAAGCUGGCUACCCGUUUCUUGAGGGCAGGUGUCAAGCCAGACCAGAUUGGCAUCAUAACACCCUAUGAAGGUCAGCGUGCAUACCAGGUUCAGUACAUGCAGUACUCUGGAGCACUCAACAAAAAACUUUAUCAGGAGAUAGAGGUGGCCAGUGUGGAUGCUUUCCAAGGGCGGGAGAAAGACUUUAUUAUCCUUUCUUGUGUUCGAUCUAAUGAACACCAAGGUAUUGGUUUCCUAAAUGAUCCACGGCGCCUCAAUGUUGCCCUUACUAGGGCCAGAUAUGGAAUCAUCAUUGUUGGAAACCCAAAAGUUCUGUCUAAGCAACCUCUAUGGAACCAUCUGCUGACAUACUAUAAGGAGCAGAAAUGUCUUGUGGAAGGGCCUCUCACCAAUCUUAAAGAAAGCCUCAUUCAGUUCAGCAAACCACGCAAGCUGGUCAACUCUGUCAAUCCGGGUGGUCGUUUCAUGAGCAACACCAUGUUUGAUGCCCGUGAGUUGUUGGUGCCUGGCAGUGUGUAUGACCGGGGUGUGGCCUACAGGGAACCUGUGGUCCAUACUCAUGACCAACUGAACAUGAUUGGGCCAGAGCGUGCCUACACACGUACUUCCAUGAACUUGCCUGUGCCUGUCAACAUGUUUUUGCCUCCUGUGGCCCAGCCCUUUCCACAUCUUCAGCAUUUGCCAACAGAUACUGGGAUUCAGAAGGGCAUUCAUGGUAUGCAUGGCAACAGUUGGGGCUCUGGCCGUCGUCAGAAACCCCCACGCUACAGCAAGCACCAGCAGAACUCCCACAACACGGGUGUCUCACAGCACAGCCAGCCAAGCCAGGAAGUUUCCCAGUCAUUCUCCCAGGGUCCUCUAACCCAGGGCCUGUCCAUGUCACAGGCGUUCCCAAUGAGUCAGACUGGCAUGAGUGGACUCUCGCAGGCAGAGCUGUCUCAGGACAGCUUCCUGGCUGAUGACUUCAAGUCUCAGAUGGAUGGCAUGCUGUCACAGGACUCCACCUACCAGGGAGACCGGCACUUCUAUGCCUCCCAACUCUCACAGGGUCCCUUCAACUAGCCCCCAUUCUCCUUGCCCUCCCAGAUGUGCAUGGGAGGGUGCCGUGAGCACCACUAUCAACAGUGAGGUUACAUCCGCAGUGUCCCGCUUGCCCCUCGGCCAACAAGCAUGGGUGUUGCAGAGCAUUGGCACGGUUGCUCACCAGCAGACCGGCUGCCGCAGAUCCCCAGUAUGGAGAGCAGACGCUCUUGCAGCAACCGUUGCUGCGGGUUGUGUCAGGGCCUGCCUGGCGUCACAUCCACCACCAGCGACUGAAGAGAAAGUCCAUGUCCUCUUGAGGCCAUGAAUUGUCAACUGCCGGUGGCGUGACACAGACACAGCAGUCAACCGCAUACGGAGUUUGGGAGCCACCUUGAACAGAUGGAAAGGGCCAUAUGAGGAGGAGCGUGGAGGAUUUGCUGACACUGCAGGACUUUUUUCCCAACCUCUCGGCAGAGAAGAACUCUCUGUUGGGACCCAGACUGUCGUGUAUUGAAGGUGACACCGUGGUCGCCAGUGGAGGAGGCCAUGGGAAGAGUGGGGAGAGCGUGGUGGCUGAUGGGAUACAGCACAGUUGCAGGAAGGAGAUUCCUGCUUGCAAAGCUGUCCUGGCCACCCCCUCCACUUCACCUACUACACAUUCUAGCGGUUUCUGGGAUUGCUUGGAUGUUUGAUUAUAAUUUGUACACCCACUAACUUUGUCCCGUCUUAUUUUUUUCCGUACUUGGAUUUUGGUUUACUUUCCUAAUCCUUCUCCUACUAAUGCUCCGUCUGUUUUAAACAACCUUUAUCAUGCAAAUUUGUGUUACUGAAUUGCAUUUUUUUUAAUUGUCUUCAUUUUACAUGCUAGGAAUACAGUGAAUAUAGAGGAGAAAAACAUGCCUGUGUUAUUUUGAGUAUAUUAACAUCUAUGGCUACCUGACUGCAACUGGUAAUCCUGCUUUUAUUUUUGAGAGAGAGGGGGGGGGCAGACUUUGAGGAGUAUUAUUUUGAUUUAUUACAUCAACCAUAAACAAAGUCAUCAGAUGACAUUCAUUCACAGAGAAGAAAAAAAAAAUCUAUGUGGCAGCAAACUGCCAUCCACCAAACUCGGACAAAGUAUGCACUACAAGUACAUGUAAUCCCCAACCUUCUCCAUUUAAAGUAUUCACAUCCUGUUUCACUACGUAGGGAUAUUUGUCAGUCUUGGUCCUGUACCGUUUUUGGUUUAUUCCGUGUGUCCACACAAUUAUUUCAAGAAAUUAAUGCAACGUAAGUUUUUUUUUUUAUUUAUUUAUUUUUAAAAAAAAAUCCAGAAAUGUUUGGGUUAACACAAGGUCUUGGCUGCUAAUCUUUCAUUUUUCCUUCUCAUCCCUCUCCAGUCGUCACUUUGAAAAUAGGUUGGAUGUGGAGAUCAUUGCUGGUCGGUGUGAGUUUAAGGUACCAUCAGGGCUAGUUGCAAUGUGCAGACAUUUGGCCAGAGCUGCACCUUUGCCACCAUUUAAAUGCACGUUAGGUCAAAGCCUUAUUUUGGCAUUACUUUUAUUCUGUGCUAAAGCAUUCUCAUUAAUGCAUUCAACAUUGAACACCCACACACACUUUCUGUACGGAGCCAUCCCUGAAUCUUUGGUUCCAUGAUGUAUUAUGGUUGGAAUGUUUUACUGCAGAAAAAGUUUUAAAAAUAUUUCUCUUGCGUUUGCAGAUAAAUUUUAAUUUUAAAAUAUUUUAUACAUUUAUGAGGUGCAGACUUGGAGUGUUCACUCAACCGAAAACCGUUUUUGAUGGUUAAGUUCCCCAUUAGAUUAUAGUGCCAAGAAUUGACUUUCCUGUCAUGACCAGCUAGGUACACUAUCUUCAACUUUUUGUUCAUUUACUUGAGGGCUGCGGUGUUAAAGAUUUAAUACGAAGAUUCCUGUUGUAGGUGUGGGGAGCAUUUUUUAAAAAAUCUUUUCCUUUUUAAUCAAAGCUGUUAACUCUAAACAAAGGAUGUGGAAAAAGGAAACAACGCUUGAUUUCUUAUAGGAUGCAAACAGGUUAUGCUCAGUUCAAAACUAUCUCCCCUGUACUUGGUUGGGGUGAAUCUUCUUAGACAGGAUCAUGCUUAGCCAUUGUUGAUGUCAACACAUUUCAGAGAAAAAAAUUAAUCUGUGGCAUUGUGGGAUGCUACUUGUAGUUAUGCUUCCAGGGAUACAUGAUCAUCUAAAGUUUGUGCUAUAAAGAAGACAUUGAAAACUAUUGGUCAGAUUAAAGGCAACUUUAGUUUUACAAUUAGCAGUCCCUGAUCUAAGACCCAGGUAUGGUGAUAGCCAGCAUUAGAAGCUUAGGUUCUUUAUAGAGGUCUUGUUACUUUACAGCAUGGUUUAUUUACACUUAGCCUAAUCAACCUGGUUUUAAAAGCUGGUAGUGGAGGGAAGUGUAGCAUUGGGCCUUUGUGCAAGAUGAGCGUGCUGUUGUCCACAAACACCAAAAGUGGAUGGUAUAGGGUGUCAUGUGAUGUUAGAAAACAGUAUCCGCAUGGCUAGGGGUGCCGGGCUCUACUCAGAACCCAGUUGUCAGGUAACAUGGUAGUAGCAGUCAUCACCAUCAUGAAUAGCUGCAACAACCUGGGGUUGUGGUGUAAUCUUGUCCAUUUCUGACAAUGAACUUGCAGUGCAUUCAUAAUCCUUUCACUUGCUAUGUGUUCACUGCUGUGUUUAGCUUGUCCCAACUUUCUGUUCCUUUUUUUUUUGUUUGUCUAUCUUUUUGCUUAAACCAGUGUGUGCUUUUUUGUGAAUUUUAUGUGGUAAUAAUAAAGCCAUGUUAAUGAC
Messenger RNA from Pomacea canaliculata, 6265 nucleotides. RefSeq names its product regulator of nonsense transcripts 1-like. The transcript is spliced from 26 exons. Gene Ontology annotation, biological process: nuclear-transcribed mRNA catabolic process, nonsense-mediated decay. Gene Ontology annotation, cellular component: cytoplasm. Lineage: Eukaryota; Metazoa; Mollusca; Gastropoda; Architaenioglossa; Ampullariidae. Bases 165 to 3500 code for a protein of 1111 amino acids. Gene Ontology annotation, molecular function: zinc ion binding; DNA binding; RNA binding. The record is from RefSeq and is a predicted model, not a curated record.